Messenger RNA from Gilbertella persicaria, 1552 nucleotides. RefSeq lists its product as uncharacterized. The transcript has 4 exons. The record is from RefSeq and is a predicted model, not a curated record. The coding region runs from base 61 to 1449 and encodes 462 amino acids. Gene Ontology annotation, molecular function: DNA-binding transcription factor activity; sequence-specific DNA binding. Lineage: Eukaryota; Fungi; Mucoromycota; Mucoromycetes; Mucorales; Choanephoraceae. Gene Ontology annotation, biological process: regulation of DNA-templated transcription.
UUUUUUUUUAAAUAGUAAACAAGAGUCUUUAGUUUAUUCCAAGAUCGAUUGAUUAAAGACAUGAGCCAUAAUCCUACUUCUAUUGCUCCCUUAUUGAGCUCAAUUGCACCUAAUCCUACGCCAACAACAUCUUCUAAUCCCAAUAUGAAGAUGGUAAUGAAUCAAAGCCAAAUACAACGCAGCAAGCUUCAGAAUGUACCUGCCUUUCUAAACAAACUUUACAAUAUGGUAGACGAUCAUUCGACUAAUGAACUCAUUCGUUGGUCUGACGACGGUCUUUCUUUUCUUGUGAUUCGUCAUGAAGAAUUCGCCAAAAAAGUAUUGCCUCGAUUCUUUAAACAUAGCAACUUUUCAUCCUUUGUUCGUCAACUCAACAUGUAUGGAUUUCAUAAGGUGCCUCACCUCCAAAACGGUGUCUUGGGCACAGAAGGAGAAACCGAACGAUGGGAGUUUAGUAAUCCUCAUUUUCAGCGUAAUCAGCCUGAUCUCUUAUUACUCGUUACUCGUAAAAAGGGACGUGAUCCUGAAGAAAGAGAAGGAGGUGCAGUUGACAUGCAUCAUAUCUUGGAUGAAAUUGCAGCUAUCAAAAGACAUCAAAUGUCCAUCAGUAAAGAACUCAAAGUGGUCCAGACAGACAAUCAAGUCCUUUGGAGAGAAAGUAUGGCUUCAAGAGAAAGACAUCAUCGACACCAAGAGACGAUCAACAAGAUAUUGCGAUUCUUGGCUUCUGUGUUCUCGAGUGAUAAGAACAAGCAUGCUAUUCCCCGUAAACGACAAUAUUUGUUAGGAGAUGGUACACAACAUCAUGAACAAACAAAUACACCAUCUAUUGGUAAGAAAAGAGAACAUAUCAAGAUUGAAGAUGUUGAUGAUGAGGAUGAGGAUGAUGAACAGCAGCCUACAAAGCAAAAGAAGAUAUCGGCUCCAUUUGAUAUUUCUGACUAUGUUCAUGAAGCCAAUGCACUUGCUAAAGACAUGUCAUUGGCACCUUUACCUUCUCCUAUUCCUAGUUUAACACCUGCUACAGCAGAUCUUCAAGCAGCCAUUGCACUGAAUGACCAAACAAAAAAAGACACAGUUGCUUUUGAUUCUCCUGAUUUAUCUGCGUUACUGAAUUUGCCACAAUUUCAAGGCUUGAUCAACUUGGCCCAGACGAAUCCUGGGCUAUUUAAUCAAUUGACAAACACACAGUAUUUUGAUGUACCUCCUCCUCCUCCUUCUCAAGACACAUUUACUGAUAUAUCGACACCUUCACUAUCUCAAGUAGGCACACCUAUGAGUUCACAACCUGUUGAGACACCUACAAAUGUACACGAUUUAGAGUCUAGUCUGAAAUCAUUGGCUACUGAACUUGGGUUUGAAAAUGACAAGUUGGAUUAUGUAAAUAUGGAUGAUUUCUUGACAAAUUAUACUUCACCUUCUUCCUCUACUAAAUCCGAUCAUGAAUAAUAAUAUUAUAUAUACACACAUCUAUUUUGCAUUCUAACAUGCCGCAUAUCACUGUUUCUCAUUCUCUCAUUUCAAUAAAUAUCCAACUAUAACAAAUCUGGAC